This is a messenger RNA of Ostrea edulis (European flat oyster), 982 nucleotides long. RefSeq lists its product as uncharacterized. The coding region runs from base 9 to 890 and encodes 293 amino acids. The transcript is spliced from 7 exons. The record is from RefSeq and is a predicted model, not a curated record. NCBI's taxonomy places the organism in Eukaryota, Metazoa, Mollusca, Bivalvia, Ostreida, Ostreidae.
UAUCAAAUAUGGCCGUCCUAGUCAGGAUGUCUUUUAUUUUGUUAUUCGGAUUUACACAAUGUAAGAAAUGUAAUGAAAACCUUAGCUUAAGAUCGACAACAACACUAUCACAAAGUUCGACGUACAGUACUCGAUAUGCGUCAAAAGCCAAUGAUGGGUACUUGGCAACAGGAUUCUAUGAUUGCGCCCAUACCCUUCACGGGAAUCCUAUAGCCUGGUUUCAAGUGGAUCUGGGAGAAGAGUACAGGAUAACAAGUGUCAAAAUAUACUCUAGAAAAGAAGUUGAUUGGUCCCCAAUCCGAUUUAAACAUUUUUAUCUGGACGUCUCUAACUCAUCAGCUGCAGGGACUACCACGUCAGAGAGAACUCGAUGUUAUACUGACAUAUCCACGGGAUUACCUGACAAUAUAAUAGACAUUCCAUGUAAACAAACGGCAAGAUACGUCAUUGUAGAAACAACAUACGACACGCCUGAAGAUGAUCCUGAGACAGGGGCCAUCUUAGAAAUUUGUGAAAUACAAGUUUACAGUCUUCAAAAUUGUUCCACAACCGACUCCUCGUCAAUCUUGGAAGUUUUAGCGAUUGGUGUCGCUGUUUGUUUUGGAUUUACCAUUUGCUGUGUGUUGAUAAAAAAGUAUUCUGACCUACUAAGGAGAGGAUCAAAUGGAACUUUUGUUAACGAAAGAAUAGCGCGUGGACUUUCAGAAACAGGUCAGCCAACCAGGGAGCACAACCGGCACCCACGGGAACACCAACAGACCGCCCGAAGACCUGACCACCAAAGACGACGAAGACACCGCCAACGGGAAACCCCAGCACACUCCCUACCCCAAAGCACCCGCGCGCGGAACCAGAGUCGUGCUCCACAAAGCAAGUUUUUGGAUGACUGAUCGCUAGAUAUAAAUAUUUUCGUUUUCCAUUUUUGUUGAAGAAGCAACUGUGUAUGAUGUCAAAAACUAUAGUCUUUAAUUUAUCCCGAGGA